ACAUGGAGACGCGAACAGCCUGAUAUUUAGUUCUCACUGCUGAAGGAGGACAGCACCGCCUUGCAGAAAACACACUUGCUGUGCGUUUCAGAAGCUUUUUAAUGAGAUAAACGGACGGUAUUCAGUUUACGACUGAGGAGAUUUAAAGCUCCAGAAAAGCGCUUUGAUUGUGAGUCACUAUGGGCGGCGUUUCCCGUCUGUGUGCGUCCAGAGGAAAGAAAAAGCUUCCAUAUGGGGGGAGAGAGCUCGGGGCUGCAUGCGGACUCAGGAAAUAAGUCUACUGCAUGCAUUAAUCCGUUUUCACUGCUGGAGAUUUAAUCAACGAUUACAGCAAAGUAUCCACGCUGCUUUUCUCCAGAUAUCACCGGGAUGUGGUGGAGCAUCCGGAGCUAAGUGAUCCAUGAGCAGCGAGCCUCUCCUCCUGGGCUGGAGAAGGGCCAGCAGGUCGGGUCAGCAGGACUAAAUGAAUGGGGAUGUUUUGAGGGAACCGCCUGGGAUCAAACACAAUGAGCGGACAAGUCAAACCGACCCCCUUCAAUAUCACUAAGUUCCCUAACGCUGGCUGGCUUUAGGUUACCCACUUCUAAAUGUCCCGCCUCCCUUUAGGUGAGACAGAGGCACACAAACACUCUGACCUCCACCUGUGUCCAGCGACAUGGAUAAACUCACCGUGAUUUCAGGAUGCCUCUUCCUCGCUGCAGACAUCUUUGCCAUCGCCAGCAUCGCCAACCCGGACUGGAUCAGCACCGGAGAAUCAGCUGGCUCGCUGACUGUGGGCCUGGUCCGGCAGUGCCAGACCAUCCACGGCCGAGUCCGGACCUGCAUCCCCCCGCAGCUGCCCCCAGAGUGGAUCACAACGCUCUUCUUCAUCAUCCUGGGCAUCAUCUCCUUAACUGUCACCUGUGGUCUGCUGGUGAUGUCACGCUGGCGCCGCGAGGCCGCCCGAUACGCCCGGUGGAUCGCCUUCACAGGGAUGGUCCUGUUCUGCAUGGCCGCUCUCAUUUUCCCCAUCGGCUUCUACAUCAACGAGGUUGGAGGACAGCCAUAUAAGCUCCCCAACAACACGGUGGUGGGCUCCUCCUACGUACUCUUUGUCAUGUCCAUAUUCUUCACCAUUGUGGGACUGCUGUUUGCCGGGAAGGUAUGCCUGCCCGGCUGACCUCCUCCUCUUUUUGUACCUUUGGAGAAACACCACCACUGGAGGCAGAUUUUAUGACUCUCCUGCGACAGUGUUGGGAGUAUCGUUGAAGUAGAACAAAACUGAGAGGUCACGAUACGUCACGUUGCUCAUAAAUGGAGCCAAGAUCAUCACGCUCCGAUCAGUCGAUCUGCUGGUCUGAAAUGGCUUCCAUCAUCUUCCGAACUAUUGAGAGUGAAGUGGAGAAUAUUAAAAACAACAUGAUGAAAACAUCUGAACUUUUAAUGGAGCCAUCUUAAGAUAAAUGGCAGGUAAUGGUUUCUUUGUCAUUCCAUGUUGUUUUGAUGCUGGCCAAAGCACCAAAUAUUGGCCAGUCCCCUCCAAUCCAAUGGAGGUUCAAUCACCCAUAACCAUCUGUAAUAUAGACAACAAAGUUCCACUAUCUUGGCACAUUUUAUUUAUUUCUUUAACUGUUCAGUUAUGUUUUUUUGUAAAGGUAUUUUUUAUUAAAAGGCCUAAUGUAUGCCAGAGUUUCCCUGCCGUUAAUAUGUGUGGUGGAUCACUUUGCCUUAAAGAGCUGUUAACCUUAAAAUAACUAUGAUAUUGUUAAGUUGUAGUGGAUUCAUUUUUAAAUUCUGGCUACAUGAAAUGAUUUAGCAUAAAACUGGAAUGUAAAAUGGUCCGGACUCUAAGAAGCUGUUGAGAUCGGAUCAGUGGUGGGCAGGUCAAACCUGCUCUGCUAUCUCUCUGUUACAGCUUUGUUCUUUUUAGUGAUGUAGUGAAUGUAUUAUUCACCUUCUGCAGCAUUUCCUGUUGUUUGAACACUGUAUCAACAAAAUGACUGAAUCAAGUUUGUUUUCUAUAUUUGAGACGUUGAUGUCGACUUCAUUUCUGUAUAAAUGAAGAGACAGGCCAGUCUGUGGCGUUUUCUAGAAGCACUGUGAUGUUCUUGAAUGGGCAUGGAAGAUCUCAUCUCAUUAAAAAAUGACUUAUUGGAACACUGA
Molecule: messenger RNA, 2142 nt
Organism: Centropristis striata (black sea bass)
Lineage: Eukaryota; Metazoa; Chordata; Actinopteri; Perciformes; Serranidae
Exons: 3
Coding region: 656-1159 (167 amino acids)
Biological process (GO): negative regulation of smoothened signaling pathway
Cellular component (GO): Golgi apparatus; ciliary membrane
Source: RefSeq, a predicted model, not a curated record